AUGCCGUCCAAGGUGAAAUCGCAGCCAUUACAUUGGCCAAAACAUAUCCAGUACAUUAUAUCUCCUUGUUAUCACCAAUCAGUAACCUCUUCAGCGCGACAGUUCAUAGUCGAAUCGCCAACGCCUGCACAAAAGAUAACGCAGACAAGGAACUGCAAGGUUGUUAUUCGACCUAUAAUGGUCUCCUCCCAUCCAGCUUGUGGGCAAUAUGGUUUAUUUGCAGCGCAAAAAAUACCUCCCAAGGCAUGUAUUAUGGACUAUAUGGGUGAAAUUCACUGUGAUGAUCGCCCCGAAUUUGAUUACGACUUGUGCCUCCAUCGUUUCGUGGAUGGGAGUAGUAUUGGCAUCGAUGCAAGUAAAAUGGGAAAUGAGGCUCGCUUUAUCAAUGACUACCGGGGCAUUGCAGAAAAGCCCAACGCCAUCUUCUCUGAUACACGAGACCAAGGGGGCGAGCUGCGCAUGUAUAUCUGGAGCUCCCAGGAGAUCAAGAAAGGAGACGAAAUUCUUGUAUCCUAUGGAAAAUCCUGGUGGCGAACACGCCAAGAGGUGACGAAUGUGAAGUAG
This is a messenger RNA of Laccaria bicolor S238N-H82, 564 nucleotides long. RefSeq names its product SET domain protein. The record is from RefSeq and is a predicted model, not a curated record. NCBI's taxonomy places the organism in Eukaryota, Fungi, Basidiomycota, Agaricomycetes, Agaricales, Hydnangiaceae. The transcript has 2 exons. Gene Ontology annotation, molecular function: protein binding. The coding region runs from base 1 to 564 and encodes 187 amino acids.